CCCUUCCCUCCCUCAUCCCCUCAGCCUCUCCCUCGCCGCAGGAAUGACCUACGAGGAGGUGGUCGCCGGCCUCGACACGGAUGCCUUGGUACUCAUCGACGUGAGGGACCCACAGGAGCUUCGAGAGACGGGGAAGCUGCCCAAGAGUCACAAUGUCCCACUCCCGGAGUUCGAGGCGGCCUUCCAGCUGAGUCCCGAAGAGUUCUCCGAGAAGUACGGAUUCGCGAAACCAAACCCGCAGGACGAGAAUGUCGUUCUGUCGUGUCUGUCCGGUUGCAGGAUCGUCACGGCCUGGGAAGCUAUCCAGCCCUUCGGAUACUGCCGAGUGCGGUUGUACUACGGGUCUUUCAUGGACUGGGAAUCAAGACACGCUCCGCUGAUUAAAGAAAACAAAGAGGAAUUAUAAAAAAAAUAAAGAAAAUAAAGAAAACGUUUUUUACAUGACAUUUAAAAGAAAUCGUUUAAUAAGUGAUAAUGUGUUAAAGAUAUAUCAACUUGUUUCUUGUCUCUGGUGUGUAUAUAAUGACUUUUAUACUUUAAUAUUUGAUGAUAACGUAUUUUUAGGAAAAAAUAUAUGUUAUCCAUUUCAU
This is a messenger RNA of Penaeus indicus, 590 nucleotides long. Its product is annotated as rhodanese domain-containing protein CG4456-like. The record is from RefSeq and is a predicted model, not a curated record. The transcript has 3 exons. Bases 44 to 406 code for a protein of 120 amino acids. NCBI's taxonomy places the organism in Eukaryota, Metazoa, Arthropoda, Malacostraca, Decapoda, Penaeidae.